GCGUGAACUCUCGCGAGAGCAGGAACAACCUCACGGAAGGGCGUCUUUGUGGAAGUUAGAGCAGUAUGUUCCGGCCCGCGCCGUCUUGGAGCCAACUGGACCCACAGCAGGAGCGCGACGUUCGCGAGCUCAUUCGCCAUGUGGCUGGCCUUCAGGAUGAGGCGGACCCCAACUUCCAGCUCGCCCUGCACUUUGCCUGGUCCAACUUCAGAUUUCAUCAUUUCUUGGGUGUUAACAGCCACAAAGUAGAAAAAACAAUAGAAGGAAUUUAUGAAAAAUUCAUCAUUCAUUCUGAUCUCAGCAAAGCUGCUAGUUGGAAGAGAUUAACUGAGGAAUUUCUAAAUGCAUCUCUUCUGAGCAUAAAGGAAAUAAAGACAGAUGUGCAUUAUUCAAUACUGUCACUUCUUCUGUGUCUGUCUGAUUCUCCUUCAAACAGCAAUUAUGUGGAAACACCAAGAGAUAAAGAAGUGGAAAAGAAAGAUGAUUUUGACUGGGGAAAAUACUUGAUGGAAGGUGAAGAAAUUGCCCUUGGUCCGAAUGUAGACACACCAAACUGGUCUGAAGAAAGUGAAGACGAAGAUGAUCAACAGCCCUUAAGUAGAGAAGACUCUGGGAUUCAAGUGGACAGGACACCAUUAGAAGAACAAGAUCAAAACAGAAAAUUGGGGCCUCGUGUCAGCUGGAAAGGUGGAACACCUACGUCUUCCGGUCUUGAAGGUAUGGCCAUGUAUAGGAACAUCCCCUGCAUAGACUGUAUGUCUGGAAACGUAGGCUGGCUGGCUGGAGAUAUAGCAGUAGAUGAGCCAAAUGGCCGAAGCUGGCUGGAGCAGCAUGUUGUUCAUCAGUACUGGACAGCCAGAUCCUCAAGGUUUCCUCAUAGUUUACAUUUGCACUCCAAUUUAGCCUCUGUCUGGGACCAACACUUGUAUAGCAGUGACCCAUUAUAUGUUCCUGAUGACAGAGUUUUUGUUACUGAGACACAGGUUAUUCGGGAAACCUUAUGGUUACUUUCAGGGGUAAAAAAGCUCUUUAUAUAUCAGUUGAUAGAUGGGAAGGUAACUGUGAGAAACAGUAUUAUAGUAACUCAUUUGACACAUAGCUGUUUACGAUCAGUGCUAGAACAAAUAGCAGCAUAUGGCCAAGUUGUGUUUCGGCUCCAGGAAUUCAUCGAUGAAGUCAUGGGGCACAGCUCCGAAAGCAUGUUACCUGGAAAUGGUUCUCUUCCCAAGAAGUUGACUGAAGCUCCCUUUAGGACAUACCAGGCUUUCAUGUGGGCCCUGUACAAAUACUUUAUUAGUUUCAAAAAGGAACUUACAGACAUUGAGAAGUACAUCAUCAAUAAUGACACUACAAUAACUCUUGCAAUAGUGGUGGACAAGUUGUCACCUCGACUGGCUCAGCUCAAAGUUCUCCACAAAGUAUUUAGUACUGGAGUAGCAGAAGUUCCACCUGACACUCGAAAUGUUGUUCGGGCAUCUCAUCUGCUCAACACACUGUACAAGGCCAUUCUUGAAUAUGACAUUGUUGGAGAAGCCUCUGAGCAAACUGUCUCCCUGCUGUUCUCUCUCUGGGUGGAAACAGUAAGACCCUACCUGCAGAUUGUGGACGAGUGGAUCGUGCAUGGGCACCUAUGUGACUGCGCUAGGGAGUUCAUCAUCCAGAGAAACAAAAAUGUUCCAGUAAAUCACAGAGACUUUUGGUAUGCAACUUACACACUAUACAGCGUAUCGGAAAAGACAGAAAAUGAAGAAAAAAUGAGUGAUAAUGCUAGUGCAAGUUCUGGCAGUGACCAGGGGCCCUCCAGCAGGCAGCAUACCAUGGUGUCCUUCCUCAAACCUGUCCUUAAGCAGAUAAUUAUGGCUGGCAAGUCAAUGCAGCUGCUGAAGAACCUGCAAUGUGCAAAGAGCACCACGUGCCAGGACACAGCCAGAGAUGCAGAGAGAAAAAGCUUGUAUACCCUGUUUCUGGAAUCUGUACAGUCGCGUCUUCGACAUGGAGAAGAUUCCACUGCACAGGUCCUCACUGAGCAGCAGGCUACCAAAGAGAACCUAAUUAAGAUGCAGUCCAUUGCUGAAAGGCAUCUUGAACUGGAUGAUGUUCACGAUCCCCUGCUGGCAAUUAACUUUGCAAGGUUGUAUUUGGAACAGAGUGACUUUCAUGAGAAGUUUGCUGGUGAAGAUAUAUGUGUGGAUAGAUCAUCAGAAUCUGUGACAUGCCAGACUUUUGAGUUAACACUGAGAUCUUGCCUCUAUCCUCAUAUUGAUAAGCAGUAUCUCGAGUGCUGUGGAAACCUCAUGCAAACUCUGAAAAAAGACUACAGAUUGGUUGAGUACUUACAGGCCAUGAGAAAUUUUUUCUUAAUGGAAGGUGGAGAUACCAUGUAUGACUUCUACACAUCAAUUUUUGAUAAAAUAAGAGAAAAGGAAACCUGGCAGAAUGUGUCUUUUCUUAAUGUUCAGCUUCAGGAAGCAGUAGGACAACGUUAUCCUGAAGAUAGUUCACGUCUGUCUAUAUCUUAUGAAAAUGUUGACACAACUAAGAAGAAACUCCCUGUUCAUGUCUUAGAUGGUCUAACCUUGAGCUACAAGAUCCCAUGGCCUGUGGAUAUUGUUAUAAGUUUGGAAUGUCAGAAAAUUUAUAAUCAGGUGUUCCUUCUCUUAUUGCAGAUAAAAUGGGCAAAAUAUAGUCUGGAUGUUUUACUAUUCGGUGAGCUAACUAGUACUGCUGGAAAACCACAGUUCAGAGAAGGACUUUUAUGUGAAGAAGACACAACUGUUCAAUUUGGACCACAGAAGGAAACAGUAAGACAACAGAUUCAUCGUAUGUUCCUCUUGAGAGUGAAGCUCAUGCACUUUGUGAACAGCUUACACAACUACAUCAUGACCAGGAUUCUUCACAGUACAGGACUAGAGUUUCAACAUCAAGUCGAGGAAGCCAAGGAUUUAGAUCAGUUGAUUAAAAUUCACUAUAGAUAUUUGUCCACCAUCCAUGAUCGAUGCUUGCUGAGAGAAAAGGUCAGUUUUGUGAAAGAAGCCAUCAUGAAGGUACUGAAUUUGGCUCUCAUGUUUGCGGAUGGUUGGCAAGCAGGCCUAGGGGCAUGGCAAAUGGAAUCUAUAGAGAAAAUGGAGUCUGAUUUUAAAAACUGCCAUAUGUUUAUUGUAACCAUUUUAAACAAAGCUGUCUGUAGAGGAUCCUUUCCCCAUCUGGAAUCUCUAGCACUGUCACUCAUGGCUGGCAUGGAACAAAGUUAAAUAUCUUUAUUGUAUUAUAUACCUCAGAUUUGAUCUUCAUACAUAUAAUUCCACUAUAUGCACCUGAGGAGUGGAAAUCUCUAUUUUGAUUUAUUUUGAAAACUGUUGUCUACUGUCUAAACAAGUACAUUUGUAGGUAUUUUCUUUGGAGAUUAUUGGAUAGUAUAUAAAUUUAUGUGUAUAAAAUUGUAUCAAUAAAGUGUAUAUAGGCUGUUUACACUUAUAUUUCCUACCAUAAGCUAUAGAUUUAUGGUGAAUUAUGUGAAUUAUGUCAUUUUGAAAUGCAAUUAUUGCUAUUAAAAAUAAAGCAUUUUAAAUUCUUCUAUUCUCCUUUUA
Messenger RNA from Acinonyx jubatus (cheetah), 3587 nucleotides. It is a transcript of the gene TUBGCP5, whose product is annotated as tubulin gamma complex associated protein 5. Gene Ontology annotation, biological process: mitotic cell cycle; meiotic cell cycle; spindle assembly. Bases 66 to 3251 code for a protein of 1061 amino acids. Lineage: Eukaryota; Metazoa; Chordata; Mammalia; Carnivora; Felidae. Gene Ontology annotation, molecular function: microtubule minus-end binding; gamma-tubulin binding. The transcript is spliced from 24 exons. Gene Ontology annotation, cellular component: equatorial microtubule organizing center; centrosome; gamma-tubulin complex. The record is from RefSeq and is a predicted model, not a curated record.